AGAUUUGAAGGUGUUUGUUACGUGAUAGUUAUUUAUAUUAAUUGAAGAAAUUAAUUUCAAGAAAGUGAGACGCUUCUGGAAUUCGCAAAUAGAGUUACGUCACCGUGAAAGACACACUUUACAACACCUUCAGGGGAAGGACUGAUAAGAGCGGCCAACAAUUGUUUCUUCACUGAUGUGGAUAGAAGAACUUCGAUGCGAAUUUUGAUUUCGGAGCUUGUAAAAUUUCAUGGGUUUUAUCCGUCUGAAAAAGCAAAAAUUGCUCUAGCAAAGGCCAUUGUAAGAGUGUUACCUCUUUUGAAAGACGAUCACUCUACAAAAGUAUACGAACACUACUACGAUAAUGAAACAAGGCGUGUUUUUAUUGAAUUUCGUUUGUGGACUCUUCGCAAAAAGCUCAGCCCGUCAAAAAAAUACAGGACCAACCCUCAAGGACAUCACAAAGAAAUUUCUAAUAAUUUACAUGAAUUACUAUUAUCUACAGAAGAACUGGAUUUAAAGAUUGAUAAUCAAGGUAAGCACAUUUUCAAAGAAAAAGGUGACAACUUUCUGGCGAAAUUCCCAUCGUAUUAUUGCCCACGUAUCUUAGAAUACGCAAAGUUAAAUCUUAUAGAUAUAUAUAAAAAGUCACAAAAUCUGAGGGCCUUGAUUAUUCUUGCGAACUUGCUAUCACCCAAUAACGCAAGACAAAAUUCUUUGAAGCGUUCACUGGGAGAAACCGAAUGUGUAAAUAAUCAACCUGAAUCUGCUCGUCCUAUUCUUAAAAGACCGCUAAGUAUAAAAGAAGAAAUCGGUAGUCAUUCUGCCAAAGAACCUCGAAUAGAAUCUUCGAGCGAUAAUGGCUUUUAUGUCAUAACAACCGAUCUUUUGUCUAAAUUUCAUUUGCUACGAAGGGCUGCCGAUGGAAUAGAAUCGACCUCAGUCGAUCAAGAAAUGAACGACGAUCUCAGUACCUUUUUGAUCCGAUUUGUACCAUGCGUGAACGAUGAUAGUGCUAGGGUUAGUACAAAUAUACAGCCCUAUAUUGUCUGCGUAAAGGGACAAAAUAAUCGCAACUCAUUCUUCGUUCAAGGAGAUGGAUGGUUUGUACAACCUCACAACUGCAACCCGUUCACUGCUUUCGAUCUGCUUUUCAAAACUUAUUUUGCUCUAAAUCUCUGUUACCCUGGAAGACUUAACAAUUUCUACAACUUCAUUGAAACUUAUGUGUAUAGCUUGGGUAAAAAGUCUCGUGGAGUUGUCACGUCAUUAAAUGUAAAUUUGUCGAAUUUAAAGCUGGACAACGCCUGCAAUGCUUCCGCAUUUGACGAUGAUAACUAUAUGGACUGAGA
Belonocnema kinseyi is the source of this 1331-nucleotide messenger RNA. RefSeq lists its product as uncharacterized. NCBI's taxonomy places the organism in Eukaryota, Metazoa, Arthropoda, Insecta, Hymenoptera, Cynipidae. The record is from RefSeq and is a predicted model, not a curated record. The transcript is spliced from 8 exons. Bases 196 to 1329 code for a protein of 377 amino acids.